CAUUCUGUGGUCAAACCUUUCCUGUUAGCGAGUUUGUUUUUUGUCUUUUGCCUGACGCCUUCUCAUCGUAGUCUCGGUGAGCUACUUUAAUUACUUGAGUUUAGGUAGCUAUUAUUAUUACGCUUCAGCUCGUUUUUUUUUCCAAAGCAUCUGAGGUACAAUGAGUAAUCUUUGGAAAGGAGUGAUUGUGCUUGGAGCUUUCAUAGCUGUUGCUCAGUGCCUGACCUGUAAGCAGUGCCCCAUCGGCAUAUUUGGGACAUGCCUGUUUCCAAAUGAUGUGGUGUGUGACAACUCAACCCUCAACUGCUUCACUGGAGAAGCAUCGUUCAAUUCUACGGGGUUGAUCAGCCUGCACACCAGAGGAUGCCUGGAUUCAGACUUGUGUGGGAAAACGUUGACUGGUGCCAUCUUCGAGGCCGGUUUCACAAGCAGCUUUCAGUGCUGUCAGACAGACCUCUGUAACGGGGCCAGCCAUGCCCACCUCUCACUGGCUGCUGCCCUCAGUGCCACCAUAUUGGCUUCUGUAUGGGGGCAGCUAGCAGUUUAAACUAAAACCAGUUUAGUUUUAAACCUUUGAUCUUUUAUUGCUGUUCUGUAAACUGGUUUCAGCUGUUCCCCAAUGAAGCUGAAGCAUUGUGUAUGGCUUAGGUAAAAAAAUAAAUAAAAUAAAACCUUUUCUAAGGUGAAGUCAAGUCAAGUCAAUUUUAUUUGUAUAGCCCAAUUUUGCACCAUUUUAAUGACAAUUAUAAAUACUGAGAACUAGUAGACUGGGACUGCAGUUUCAGCUACACGACAAUAUUGUAAUGACAAAUCUGAUGCCUUAAUACAACAGCUCGAAGUACUUGAUAGGAUGUGCAGCUUUUAAGUGACUUUGUAUUUCUAAAGAGAUUUAAAUGACACUGAGAGUGUGAUCUGACAAAUAAUAAAUGCACCGCUUUUGUACCACACUUUUAUAGUACUUUUGAUUAUGGUUAUAAUCAAUACAAGAGAAUAUCUUUAUCUACACCAGUGUAGUUAGCCCACUUUCUCUUUCCUAAUCAAAGUAGAAAAUAAUCUUAUGAAAUAUGUAUCUUCUAUAAAUAAAUUUAUAUUUCUCAA
Molecule: messenger RNA, 1098 nt
Organism: Lampris incognitus (smalleye Pacific opah)
Lineage: Eukaryota; Metazoa; Chordata; Actinopteri; Lampriformes; Lampridae
Gene: lye
Product: lymphocyte antigen-6, epidermis
Exons: 3
Coding region: 161-547 (128 amino acids)
Source: RefSeq, a predicted model, not a curated record